Molecule: messenger RNA, 12982 nt
Organism: Balaenoptera musculus (blue whale)
Lineage: Eukaryota; Metazoa; Chordata; Mammalia; Artiodactyla; Balaenopteridae
Gene: DNAH11
Product: dynein axonemal heavy chain 11
Exons: 80
Coding region: 6-12947 (4313 amino acids)
Biological process (GO): microtubule-based movement
Cellular component (GO): dynein complex
Molecular function (GO): dynein intermediate chain binding; ATP binding; minus-end-directed microtubule motor activity
Source: RefSeq, a predicted model, not a curated record
AUAAAAUGCAUAUUUUUAAGGGCAAAAUGUUAAGAAGAACUCUUCUACCAAUUCCCACUAUUGCAGGAAAUGUUGACCUGGAUCAGAAAUAUUCAGAGACCAAUGUUUGUAGACAAGAGCCAAAUGAAAGGACAGUACUCCAUGCAAUUGAAUCAGUGGUUAUUAAAUGGUCGCAUCAAAUCCAAGAAACUGUAGAAAAAGAUUUAGUGCAGCCUUUGCUGAAUAGUCUUCACUCAAAUCCUCAAACUGAACUGGAUUUCUGGAUGAUGAGGAGAGAGAACCUAGCAUGCAUUUAUGAUCAACUUCAGGCUCCCAUUGUCCUCAAAAUGGUUAAGAUCCUGAAAAAUAAGCAAAGCAGCUAUUUUCCAACUUUGAAGGAUAUCUUCAUGGCUGUGAAAAAUGCUCUUCUCGAAGCCCAAGACGUGGAACUUUACCUGAGACCCCUGAGGAGACACCUUCAAUGUGUCCAGGAGACGGAAUUCCCACAGACUCGUGUAUUAAUUGCCCCGUUAUUUCAUACCAUCUGUCUGAUCUGGAGUCAUUCCACGUUUUAUAAUACCCCUGUUCGGGUUAUAGUUCUAUUGCAAGAGUUUUGUAAUCUCUUCGUUGACCGGGCACUAGCUUACCUUUUGCCUGAAGACCUUUUGAGAGGAGAAAUUGACGACUCUCUGGAAAAGGUGCAGGUGGCCAUUAACAUCUUAAAGACUUUCAAAAAUUGUUUUUUUAACUAUAGAAAAGGAUUGGCAAGCUAUUUUACGGGAAAUAAGGAGCUGAAACCAUGGGAUUUCCAGUCUCAUCUGGUGUUUCUUAGAUUUGACAAAUUUCUCGACCGUUUCAUGAAAAUAGAGGAUAUAUUUGUCACCAUAUUGGAAUUUGAAAAGCUGGAAAGACUUGAAUUUGGCGGUACCAAGGGAGCAAUUUUAAAUGGACAAAUCCACGAGAUGAGAGAAGAAUUUAUGGAACUCUGUAAGAUUUUUCAACAGAGCACAUAUGACCCAUCUGAUUACAAUAACAUGGAAUUUGAAAGUGAUUAUGUUGUGUUUAAGUCCAAAACUUUGGAUUUUGACAGAAGGCUCGGGACAAUUCUUUGUGAAGCUUUCUUUAACUGCAAUGGUCUGGAAGCUGCAUUUAAGCUUUUGACUGUAUUUGGGAAUUUCCUUGAGAAACCAGUUGUCAUGGAAAUUUUCAGCCCACGUUACAGCACACUCGUGCACAUGUUCAGUGCAGAGUUGGAUAUGUGUAAGCAAUUGUAUAAUGAACACGUGCGACAGAUUGAACAAGGAAAUGUAGUCCUUCACAAGAAUAUGCCAUUUACCUCAGGAAAUAUCAAAUGGGCUAAAGAGGUCGUGGACCGACUUCAAAUGUUUUGGUCAAACCUUGCAUCUCUCCGUUAUCUAUUCUUGGAAAGUCCUGAUGAUGCCUUGGUUUAUCAGAAGUAUAUUGAGAUGACAGCUUUGCUAGACCAGUUUGAAAAUCGUAUCUAUAAUGAAUGGAAAAGUAAUGUGGAUGAAAUCUGUGAAUUCAAUUUGAAUCAACCCUUGGUUAAAUUCAGUGCCGUAAGUGGUCUUCUCAGUGUCAACUUUGACCCAAAGCUAGUGGCCGUAUUAAGAGAAGUUAAAUACCUUUUGAUGUUGAAGAAAUCAGACAUACCGGAUUCAGCCUUAGCCAUCUUCAAAAAAAGAAACACUCUUUUAAAGUACAUUGGAAACCUUGAACUUCUUGUGCAAGGAUAUAAUAAGCUGAAACAGACUCUUCUGGAAGUUGAAUACCCCCUGGUUGAGGAUGAGCUGAGGGCUGUGGAUGAGGAGCUGCAGGCAGCCGCCACAUCGCUGACAUGGCAGGAUGACUGCUGGGGGGACAUCGAGAGGAUGAAGACGGCCACCUCAGAGUUGGAGCGCAGAGCGGAGCAUGCGCAGAACAACGUCAAAGUGAUUCAGCAGACGAUGCGGGCCUGGGUGGAGUGCACGCUCCUUCCCAGGAGAGAACACAGGCGGGAGACCGCCUUGACUUGGGAGGACAAGGGUGAUUUGUUUGCGAAAAAAUACAAGCUAAUCCAGGAAGGUGGCUGCAAGAUACACAACUUGGUUGAGGAAAAUAAGAGGCUGUUCAGAGCUACUCCUUCUCUGGAUGCCUGGAAGAUUUAUGUAGAAUUCAUUGAUGACAUCGUGGUGGAAGGCUUUUUUCAAGCGAUAAUGCAUGACUUAGACUUCUUCCUGAUGAACACAGAGAAACAACUGAAAUCUGCACCGUUUUUUCAAGCACAAAUGAUCUUAAUGCCCCCGGAGAUUCUGUUUAAACCUUCUUUAGAAGGAGAGGCUGGGGAUGGCUUCUAUGAUCUGGUGGAAGAAAUGCUGUGCAGUAGUUUCAGAAUGUCUGCCCAGAUGAAGCGAGUAGCAGCACAUCUGGAAAUAGCAAAUUACCAGAAUGAUAUGGACAACAUGCUGGGCCUGGUGGAGGUCAGGCAGGAGAUCAUGAAGAGAGUGGCAGACGUCAUCAACAAAGUCUUGGACUUCAGAAACACCCUGGACACAUACGCUUACCUCUGGGUGGAUGACCGGACCGAGUUUAUGAAGCACUUCCUCCUGUAUGGCCAUACUGUGUCAUCUGAGGAGACAGGGCCUCAUGCAAAUGAAGACAUUCCCGGACAACCACCAACACUCGAGCAAUUCAAAGAACAGAUUGACAUUUAUGAGGCUUUGUAUGUUCAGAUGAGCAAGUUUGAUGACUUCAGAGUGUUUGAUGGUUGGUUCAAGGUGGACAUGAAGCCUUUCAAAGUGAGCUUGCUAAACAUUAUCAGGAAAUGGAGCUGGAUGUUUCAGGAGCAUCUUUUGAGAUUUGUCAUUGACAGUCUGAAUGAGCUACAAGAAUUUAUAAAGGAGACAGGUGUUGGACUUCAGAGAGAAUUAAGUGAAGACGAUCAUGAUGGUUUAGUUGACAUUAUGGGGCAUCUUCUGGCUGUAAGAAGCCGACAGAGAGCUACUGAUGAACUCUUUGAACCACUAAAAGAAACCAUCACACUCUUGGAAACGUAUGGCCAGAAGAUGCCUGAGCAGGUCUAUGCUCAGCUAGAGGAAUUACCUGAAAGAUGGAAAACUACCAAAAAGAUCGCAGCAACUGUCAGACAUGAAGUCUCACCUCUCCAAAAUGCAGAAGUCACUCUUAUAAGGAAAAAAUGUAUUUUGUUUGAUGAGAAGCAGGCGGAGUUCAGAGAGCGAUUCAGACUCUAUGCUCCUCUUCGUUUUAAUGCAGAAAAUCCAUAUAGAGUACUUGAUAAGGCAAAUCAAGAGCUUGAGGCAUUAGAAGAAGAAAUGUUGCAGAUGCAAGAAUCUACUCAUCUUUUUGAAGUGGCUCUUCCAGAGUACAAACAAAUGAAGCAGUGUCGCAGAGAGAUAACAUUGCUCAAGGGGCUCUGGGAUGUCAUUAUUUAUGUUAAGAGAAGCAUUGAUAAUUGGACUAAAACCCAGUGGAGACAGAUUAAUGUGGAACAGAUGGAUGUGGAACUCAGAAGGUUUGCCAAGGAAAUCUGGUCUCUCGAUAAGGAAGUCCACGUGUGGGACGCUUACUCAGGCCUGGAAGGCACAGUGAAGGACACGAUGACCUCCCUGAGGGCCGUUGCGGAGUUACAGAGCCCUGCCCUCAGAGACAGGCAUUGGCACCAGCUGAUGAAGGCCACUGGGGUCAAGUUUUCUAUAAACGAAGCCACAACUUUGGCAGAUUUGUUAGCCUUGCGGUUACACCAAGUGGAAGAGGAUGUCCGAAGCAUCGUGGACAAAGCAGUGAAAGAGCUGGGGACUGAGAAGGUUGUUACUGAAAUCAGCCAGACCUGGGCAACCAUGGAGUUCUCUUAUGAAGUUCACUCUCGGACAGGCAUUCUGUUACUGAAGUUUGAUGAACAAUUGUUUGAAACUCUAGAGCACAACCAAGUUCAGUUACAGACUCUGCUUCAAAGCAAGUAUGUGGAAUAUUUCAUUGAGCAAGUCAUAAGCUGGCAAAACAAAUUAAACACAGCAGAUUCGGUCAUCUUUGCUUGGAUGGAAGUACAGCGCACUUGGUCUCACCUAGAAAGCAUCUUUGUUUAUUCAGAAGAUAUUCAAAUUCAGCUUGUGAAAGAUGCUCAAAGAUUCGGUGGAGUAGAUGCCGAAUUUAAGGAGUUAAUGUUCAGGACAGCUAAAAUAAAAAAUGUUUUAGAAGCAACAUGCAGACCUAACCUCUAUGAAGAACUUAAAGAUUUACAGUACAGGCUUUCUCUUUGUGAAAAAGCUCUUGCUGAGUACCUGGAAACCAAGCGUGUGGCUUUUCCGCGCUUCUAUUUCAUCUCUUCCGCAGACUUACUUGACAUUCUCUCAAAGGGAGCUCAACCUAUGGAGGUUACACACCACCUUUCCAAACUCUUUGACAGCAUUGUAGAUCUGCAGUUUGAAGACCAUCAGGAUGUUUCCGCGCGCAGGGCCGUCGGAAUGUACAGCAAAGAAAAGGAAUACGUGCCAUUCCCAGCUGAGUGUGAAUGCAUAGGCCAUGUGGAAACGUGGCUUCUGCAGCUGGAACAGACCAUGCAAGAGACAGUGCGACGUUCUAUCACAGAAGCCAUCGCAGCCUAUGAGGACAAACCCAGGGAAUUGUGGAUUUUUGAUUUCCCGGCUCAAGUCGCACUAACUAGCUCACAAAUCUGGUGGACUACAGAUGUAGGAAUAGCCUUCAGUAGGCUAGAGGAAGGCUACGAAACGGCCCUAAAGGAUUUCCAUAAAAAACAGAUUUCUCAGUUGAAUACGCUGAUUGCACUUCUGCUGGGAGAACUUCUACCUGGAGACAGGCAGAAGAUCAUGACAAUUUGUACCAUAGAUGUCCAUGCCAGAGACGUGGUGGCAAAACUUAUUUCUCAGAAGGUCGUCACUCCGCAUGCUUUUACUUGGCGCUCUCAACUUCGUCACCGGUGGGAGGAUACCCAGAAACAUUGCCUCGUCGAUAUUUGUGAUGCCCAGUUGCAGUACUUCUAUGAGUAUUUAGGAAACAGCCCUCGACUAGUGAUCACUCCUCUAACUGACAGGUGUUACAUUACUUUAACUCAGUCACUUCAUCUCACCAUGAGUGGGGCUCCCGCUGGCCCGGCUGGUACUGGGAAAACAGAAACCACCAAAGAUCUUGGCCGUGCCCUGGGCAUGGUGGUUUAUGUAUUCAACUGUUCAGAGCAAAUGGACUACAAAUCCAUAGGAAAUAUCUAUAAGGGAUUGGUGCAGACAGGAGCUUGGGGCUGCUUUGAUGAGUUCAAUCGAAUUUCUGUGGAAGUUCUCUCCGUGGUGGCAGUACAAGUGAAGAUGAUACACGAUGCCAUCAGAAACAGGAAGAAGAGAUUUGUAUUUCUUGGGGAAGCUAUCACACUGAAGCCAUCAGUUGGAAUAUUUAUUACUAUGAACCCAGGAUAUGCUGGUCGAACCGAAUUACCGGAAAAUCUCAAAGCUCUUUUCAGACCCUGUGCCAUGGUGGCCCCUGACAUCGAGCUAAUCUGUGAAAUCCUGUUAGUUGCUGAAGGUUUUGUGGAUGCACGCUCACUAGCCCGCAAGUUUAUUACAUUGUACACGCUCUGCAAGGAGCUGCUGUCCAAGCAGGAUCAUUAUGAUUGGGGACUUCGUGCUAUUAAAUCUGUCUUGGUUGUAGCUGGCUCCCUGAAACGAGGAGAUAAAAAUAGACCUGAAGAUCAGGUACUCAUGAGAGCAUUAAGGGACUUCAAUAUGCCUAAAAUAGUGACUGAUGACAUCCCUGUGUUUUUGGGCCUGGUUGGUGACCUGUUUCCAGCCCUGGAUGUGCCCCGGAGGAGAGUGCCCCACUUUGAACAGAUGGUCAGGCAGUCCACCGUGGAGCUCCGCCUGCAGCCCGAGGAAAGCUUCAUCCUCAAAGUGGUCCAGCUUGAGGAGCUGUUGGCCUUGCGACACUCUGUCUUUGUCGUUGGAAACGCAGGCACAGGAAAGAGCAAGAUUUUGAGAACACUGAACCGAACAUAUGUUAACAUGAAACAGAAACCCAUUUGGAAUGACUUAAACCCCAAAGCUGUGACAACAGAUGAACUCUUUGGUUUCAUACAUCAUGCUACCCGAGAAUGGAAAGAUGGUCUAUUCUCAUCCAUUCUGCGAGAACAAGCAAAUCUUAGGCAUGAUGGACCAAAAUGGAUAGUGCUGGAUGGCGAUAUUGAUCCCAUGUGGAUUGAAUCACUAAAUACUGUCAUGGACGAUAACAAGGUGCUGACCUUGGCCAGCAAUGAACGCAUAGCUCUCACUCCCUCUAUGAGGCUGCUCUUCGAGGUUCAUCACUUAAGGACAGCAACCCCAGCUACUGUUUCCAGGGCUGGUAUUCUAUACGUGAACCCACAAGAUUUAGGCUGGAAUCCGUAUGUGGCCAGUUGGAUAGACAGAAGGCGUCAUCAGUCAGAAAAGGCCAAUUUAACGAUUCUUUUUGAUAAAUACGUUCCUGCGUGCUUGGAUAAGCUGAGAACAAGCUUUAAAACCAUCAUUUCAAUUCCAGAGAGCAGCCUGGUGCAGACUAUUUGCACUCUUUUGGAAUGUUUGUUGACUCCUGAAAAUGUACCUUCUGACAGCCCGAAGGAAGUUUAUGAGGUCUAUUUUGUCUUUGCUUGUAUCUGGGCAUUUGGAGGCAUUCUACUUCAAGACCAGCUUUCUAGUUGUCAAGCUGAAUUCAGUCAGUGGUGGCAUAAAGAGAUGAAAGCAGUGAAGUUUCCAUCCCAGGGAACAAUUUUCGAUUAUUACCUGGACCACAAAACUAAGAAAUUCUUGCCUUGGGCUGAUAAAAUCCCCCAGUUUACUAUGGAUCCAGAGGCACCUUUGCAGGUAGUUCUGGUUCACACAUCAGAGACAACUCGUCUUCAAUAUUUCAUAGAGUUGCUGCUUGAGAAAGGACAGCCGCUGAUGCUGGUAGGAAGCGCUGGAGUGGGAAAAACAGUCUUUGUAGGUGACAUACUAGCAGGUCUCUCCGAGGCUUAUAUAGUGUCCCAUGUGCCUUUCAACUACUACACAACAUCGGCAGCUCUGCAGAGAAUUCUUGAGAAACCUCUAGAGAAAAAAGCUGGUCGUAACUAUGGUCCAGGAGGAAAUAAAAAAUUGGUUUAUUUUAUCGACGACAUGAAUAUGCCUGCAGUGGACUUAUAUGGCACUGUUCAGCCCCACACUCUGAUUCGACAGCAUAUUGAUUAUGGUCACUGGUAUGAUAGACAGAAAGUGAUGCUUAAAGAAAUCCACAGCUGUCAGUAUGUUGCCUGCAUGAAUCCGAUGGUGGGCAGUUUCACUAUCAAUCCUAGACUACAGAGACAUUUCACAGUGUUUGCAUUCAACUUUCCGUCCAUGGAUGCACUAAACACCAUCUACAGCCAAAUCCUGAAUUUCCAUUUCCAGCAGCAAGCAUUUGGUCCGUCAGUUCUCAGGAGUGGCCCCACGUUGAUACAGGCAACAAUUGCAUUCCAUCAGACGAUGACACACACCUUUUUACCCACAGCCAUUAAAUUCCACUACCUUUUUAAUCUGAGAGACCUGUCAAACAUCUUCCAGGGGAUUUUAUUUGCUUCUCCUGAGUGUUUAAAGGAUCCAAAUGAUUUAAUACGCCUGUGGCUUCAUGAAUCUUCUCGUGUUUAUGGAGACAAACUGAUAGACACAAAGGAUCGUAAUUUGUUUCAUAAAAACAUGCUGGAAACUGCUAGUAAAUAUUUUGAAGGUGUAGACAGCUAUGUGCUGCUUCAACAGCCCCUCAUCUACUGCCAUUUCGCUAAUGGCAGCAAAGACCCGUGUUACCUGCCGGUGAGGGACUGGGAAGUGCUGAGGACAUUUCUGACAGAAGCCUUAGAUAACUACAACGAACUCAAUGCCGCCAUGCACCUUGUUUUAUUUGAAGACUCCAUGCAACAUGUGUGUCGCAUCAGCCGGAUCCUGCGGACUCCUCGGGGUUACGCGCUCUUGAUUGGAGUGGGGGGCAGUGGCAAGCAGAGCCUGUCCCGCCUGGCAGCCCACGUUUGCAGCCUCGAGGUCUUCCAGAUCACUCUGACCGAAGGCUUUGGCAUCCAAGAACUUCGGGUAGAUCUUGCCAAUUUGUACAUCAGAACCGGAGCCAAGAACAUGCCCACUGCGUUCCUGCUGACAGAUGCACAGGUUCUAGAUGAGAGCUUUCUCGUGCUGAUUAAUGACUUGCUGGCAUCAGGGGAAAUCCCUGAUCUGUUCAGUGAUGAAGAUGUAGACAAGAUAAUUUCCGGAAUUCGUAAUGAAGUUCAUGGUCUGGGCAUGGUGGACUCCAGAGAAAAUUGUUGGAAAUUCUUUUUGGCCCGGGUGCGACUACAGCUGAAAAUCAUUUUGUGUUUCUCUCCGGUUGGUCACACGCUGAGAAGUAGAGCUCAGAAGUUCCCAGCCCUGGUUAACUGCACGGCUGUUGACUGGUUCCAUGCUUGGCCCCAGGAGGCUCUGGUCACAGUCAGCAGGAGGUUCAUUGAGGAAACCAAGGGAAUUGAGCCCCUGGAUAAAGAUUCUAUUAGCCUCUUCAUGGCACACGUUCACACUAGCGUAAACGAAAUGAGUACCAGGUAUUACCAGAAUGAGAGAAGACACAACUAUACCACCCCAAAGAGUUUUCUGGAACAAAUAUCACUGUUUAAGAACCUGUUGAAGAAGAAACAAAACGAGAUAUCCCAGAAGAAAGAGCACUUGGUGAAUGGCAUCCAGAAGCUAAAAACCACAGCCUCUCAGGUAGGGGAUCUGAAAGCCAGACUCGCCUCUCAAGAAGCUGAGUUACAACUGAGAAAUCACGAUGCUGAAGCUCUGAUCACAAAGAUCGGGCUUCAGACGGAGAAAGUGAGCCGGGAAAAGGCCAUCGCCGAUGCCGAGGAGAGAAAGGUGACAGCUAUUCAGACUGAAGUGUCCCAGAAACAGAAGGAGUGUGAGGCCGACUUACUGAAGGCUGAGCCCGCGCUGGUGGCCGCGACAGCUGCUCUCAAUACACUCAACAGGGUCAAUCUCACUGAGCUGAAAGCCUUUCCCAGCCCUCCAAAUGCAGUUACCAACGUUACUGCAGCCGUGAUGGUCCUUCUGGCUCCCCGGGGCAGAGUGCCAAAAGACCGGAGUUGGAAAGCAGCUAAAGUCUUCAUGGGAAAGGUGGAUGAUUUUUUGCAAGCGUUAAUUAACUAUGACAAAGAGCACAUUCCAGAGAACUGUCUAAAAGUGGUGAAUGAACAGUAUUUGAAAGACCCAGAGUUCAACCCAAACCUGAUUCGGACCAAAUCUUUUGCAGCAGCUGGUCUCUGUGCCUGGGUCAUCAACAUCAUUAAGUUCUAUGAGGUCUACUGUGAUGUGGAGCCCAAACGGCAAGCAUUAGCCCAAGCAAACUUAGAACUGGCUGCAGCUACUGAAAAACUAGAGGCUAUCAGGAAAAAGCUGGCGGAUUUGGAUCGAAAUCUGAGCAGACUCACAGCUUCAUUUGAAAAAGCAAUAGCCGAGAAAGUCCGGUGUCAAGAAGAGGUGAACCAAACCAACAGAACUAUAGAACUGGCUAACAGACUUGUCAAGGAACUUGAGUCAGAGAAGAUUUGCUGGGGUCAGUCUGUUCAGUCCUUCGAAGCUCAAGAGAAGACGCUCUGUGGAGAUGUUCUCCUUAUGGCAGCAUAUGUGUCUUACGUUGGAUCCUUUACGCAGCAGUAUCGCCAGGAACUGGUAGACUGCAAGUGGGUUCCCUUUCUUCGACAGAAGGUCUCCAUCCCAAUAACUGAAGGCCUGGGCAUGAUUGCCAUGUUGACGGAUGAUGCCACAGUUGCCACCUGGAAUAAUGAAGGACUGCCCAGUGACAGAAUGUCCACCGAGAACGCUGCUAUCCUAACACACUGCGAGCGCUGGCCCCUGCUGAUAGAUCCCCAGCAGCAGGGAAUUAAGUGGAUCAAGAAUAAGUAUGGAACUGACCUGAAAAUCACACAAGUGGGCCGGAAAGGGUUUUUGAAUGACAUUGAAACCGCUUUGGCCUUUGGAGAUGUCAUCUUACUUGAAAACCUUGAGGAAACGAUAGAUCCAGUCCUUGGUCCGUUGCUUGGCAGGAACACAAUUAAAAAAGGAAAGUAUAUCAAGAUUGGGGAUAAAGAGUGUGAAUUUAACCACAACUUUCGUCUUAUCCUUCACACAAAACUGGCAAAUCCUCACUAUAAGCCAGAAUUGCAAGCUCAGACAACCCUCCUCAAUUUCACGGUCACAGAAGAUGGUCUGGAAGCCCAGCUGCUGGCAGAGGUUGUCAGUAUUGAAAGGCCAGAUUUGGAGAAACUUAAGUUGGUUUUGACAAAGCACCAAAAUGACUUUAAGAUAGAGCUGAAGUAUCUGGAGGACGACCUCCUUCUGCGUCUCUCUGAGGCAGAGGGGAGCUUUCUAGAUGACACCAAACUGGUAGAGAGCCUGGAGAGAGCAAAGGCCACCGCGGCGGAGGUAGAGUGCAAGGUGAUUGAAGCUAAAGAAAAUGAAAGAAAAAUCAACGAGGCGAGACAAUGUUACAGACCAGUGGCAGCAAGAGCAUCUCUGCUUUAUUUUGUUAUUAAUGACCUCAGAAAAAUCAACCCCAUCUAUCAGUUCUCUUUGAAGGCUUUCAACACGCUGUUCCACAGAGCCAUCGAGCAGGCUGACAAGGUGGAGGACACGCCGGGACGCAUCUCAGUCCUGACCGAGAGCAUCACCCACGCCAUCUUCCUCUACACCAGCCAGGCGCUGUUUGAGAAGGACAAACUCACCUUCCUGUCCCAGAUGGCUUUUCAGAUUUUGCUGAGAAAGAAAGAGAUAGAUCCUCUUGAAUUGGAUUUCCUGCUUCGGUUCACAGUUGAAUAUGCGUACGUGAGUCCUGUUGACUUCCUAACUAAUCAGUCAUGGAGCGCUAUUAAGGCAGUAGCCCUCAUGGAAGAGUUCCAAGGCCUAGACCGAGAUGUGCAAGGAUCAGCCAAGCAGUGGAGGAAGUGGGCAGAAUCCGAGUGUCCAGAAAAAGAAAAGUUACCACAGGAAUGGAAGAAGAAAAGUUUAAUACAGAAGCUGAUUAUUUUGAGAGCAGUGCGCCCUGACAGAAUGACAUAUGCUCUCAGGAAUUUCGUGGAGGAAAAACUGGGUGCAAAGUAUGUGGAGAGAACCAGACUGGACUUAGUUAAAGCAUUUGAAGAAAGCAGCCCAGCCACCCCAAUAUUCUUCAUCCUCUCCCCAGGGGUAGAUGCCCUCAAAGACCUAGAGAUCCUUGGCAAAAGACUUGGGUUUACAACUGACUCCGGAAAAUUGCACAAUGUGUCUUUAGGACAAGGUCAGGAGAUGGUGGCAGAAAUGGCCCUGGAGAAAGCUUCCAGAGGAGGACACUGGGUCAUACUCCAAAAUGUCCAUUUGGUAGCCAAGUGGCUCGGAACCUUGGAGAAACUCCUUGAAAGAUUCAGCCAGGGAAGCCACAGAGAUUACAGGGUUUUCAUGAGUGCUGAGUCUGCACCUACACCAAAUGAACAUGUCAUCCCUCCAGGACUCCUGGAAAAUUCUAUCAAGAUUACUAAUGAGCCCCCCACAGGAAUGCUGGCCAAUUUGCAUGCUGCUCUCUACAACUUUGAUCAGGAUACACUUGAAGUGUGCUCCAAGGAGCAGGAGUUUAAAAGCAUCCUCUUCUCUCUGUGCUACUUCCAUGCCUGUGUUGCUGGGAGACUGAGGUUUGGCCCCCAGGGCUGGAGCCGCAGCUAUCCGUUCAAUUCUGGAGACCUCACCGUCUGUGCCAACGUCCUCUACAACUACUUAGAGGCAAACCCUAACGUCCCAUGGGAAGACCUCCGUUACCUCUUUGGUGAGAUCAUGUACGGGGGCCACAUCACAGAUGACUGGGAUCGCAAACUGUGUCGGGUGUAUUUAGAAGAAUUCAUGAAUCCCUCUCUGGUCGAUGAUGAACUGAUGCUGGCACCAGGAUUUGCUGCCCCACCCAAUCUGGAUUACUCAGGCUACCACCAGUACAUAGACGAGAUGCUUCCUCCGGAAAGCCCGGCACUGUAUGGCCUCCACCCAGAUGCUGAAACAGAAUUCCUGACAGUCACAUCCAACACGCUCUUCAGAGCUUUGCUGGAGAUGCAGCCCAGGAAUGCACUCAGCGGUGAAGAGCUGGGACAGUCCACAGAAGACAAGGUUAAGAAUGUCUUGGAUGACAUUUUGGAGAAACUUCCAGAAGAGUUCAACAUGGCAGAGAUAAUGCAAAAAAACCCAAAUAGAAGCCCCUAUGUCCUUGUUUGCUUCCAAGAAUGUGAGAGGAUGAAUAUUCUCCUUCGGGAAAUCCGGGUGUCACUUCAACAAUUAGACCUUGGAUUGAAGGGGGAGCUGAUGCUGUGUCCUGAUAUGGAAGCCCAGCAGUCUGCGCUGAGUCAUGACGCAGUACCAGAGAGCUGGAGCAAACUGGCGUACCCAUCUACUUACGGCCUGGCCCAGUGGUUUAACGACCUCCUCUUGCGAUGUCGGGAACUGGAUAUCUGGACGCAAGAUCUCGCCCUUCCGGCUGUGGUGUGGCUUUCUGGCUUCUUCAACCCUCAGUCCUUCUUAACCGCAAUCAUGCAGACCGCGGCUCGAAAACACGAGUGGCCACUGGAUAAAAUGUGCUUGACUGUUGACGUCACCAAAAAAACGAAGGAGGAUUAUGGGCACCCCCCCAGGGAAGGCGCAUACCUCCACGGGCUCCUCAUGGAAGGUGCCAGAUGGGACAGCCAAUCAGGAGCCAUCGUGGACGCCCACCUCAAGGAGUUAAGGUCUGCAAUGCCAGUCAUCUUUGCAAAAGCCAUACCCGCGGACAGACAGGAAACCAAACACACCUACGAGUGCCCUGUGUACAAAACCAAAACGAGGGGCCCCAACUGGGUCUGGACCUUCAGGUUGAAGAGCAAAGAAAAGGCGGCCAAAUGGGUCCUGGCAGGCGUGGCCCUCCUGCUGGAGGCGUAACACGGCCCUUGCAGAGGGGCUUCUACUCCUCUCGC